AGCGCGCUCCCUCCGCCGCGGGACCUGGGUUCCCAGGCUACUCCCCCGAGGCCUGAGCGCACGGCGGGCUGGAGCCGGGCCCGGACCCGCGGCGCGGGAGGGAGCGAGGAGCGAGCGGAGUCGCGUGCGCCAGCGCGCAGCUGCGGGGCGCUCGAAGCCCCCGCCGGGGCCCGUCGCUGCGGAACUCAGGCGGCCCGAGGGACGGUCUGUGCGCACUCGACCCGUCGGGGGCCGCAGCUGUUCUGUAGGAGUGCAAGGGGCUGAGUCCGCGCGACGGCCCACGAGGGACAGGUCCCUGGAUGAGAAGCAGCUGACACGGCUGAGCCCUGCCUUCUCUGCACGCUCGGGAGCAGGGCCUCGCAGCCCCGGUGGCACCGAUGCCGAAGAACAGCAAGGUGACCCAGCGUGAGCACAGCAGCGAGCAUGUCACGGAGUCCGUGGCCGACCUGCUGGCCCUCGAGGAGCCGGUGGACUACAAGCAGAGCGUCCUGAAUGUGGCCGGCGAGGCAGGCGGCAAGCAGAAGGCAGCCGAGGAGGAGCUGGCGGAGGACCGGCCGGCCUGGAACAGCAAGUUGCAGUACAUCCUGGCCCAGAUCGGCUUUUCUGUGGGUCUGGGCAACAUCUGGAGGUUCCCCUACCUGUGCCAGAAAAACGGGGGAGGUGCCUACCUGGUGCCCUACCUGGUGCUGCUGAUCAUCAUCGGAAUCCCCCUGUUCUUCCUGGAGCUGGCGGUGGGCCAGAGGAUCCGCCGCGGCAGCAUCGGCGUCUGGCACUACGUGUGCCCCCGCCUGGGGGGCAUCGGCUUCUCCAGCUGCAUAGUCUGCCUCUUUGUCGGGCUGUACUAUAAUGUCAUCAUCGGGUGGAGCGUCUUCUAUUUCUUCAAGUCCUUCCAGUACCCGCUGCCCUGGAGCGAAUGUCCUGCUGUCAGGAAUGGGACGGUCUCAGUGGUGGAGGCUGAGUGUGAGAAGAGCUCAGCCACCACCUACUUCUGGUACCGAGAGGCCCUGGACAUUUCCAACUCCAUCUCUGAGAGCGGGGGCCUCAACUGGAAGAUGACGCUGUGCCUCCUCGUGGCCUGGAGCAUCGUGGGCAUGGCCGUCGUCAAGGGCAUCCAGUCCUCAGGGAAGGUGAUGUACUUCAGCUCCCUCUUCCCCUACGUCGUGCUGGCCUGCUUCCUGGUGCGGGGGCUGCUGCUGCGAGGGGCCAUCGACGGCAUCCUACACAUGUUCACCCCCAAGCUGGACAAGAUGCUGGACCCUCAGGUGUGGCGGGAGGCGGCCACGCAGGUGUUCUUUGCCCUGGGGCUGGGCUUCGGUGGUGUCAUCGCCUUCUCCAGCUACAACAAGCAGGACAACAACUGCCACUUCGAUGCGGCCCUGGUGUCCCUCAUCAACUUCUUCACCUCGGUGCUGGCCACGCUCGUGGUGUUCGCCGUGCUGGGCUUCAAGGCCAACAUCAUGAAUGAGAAGUGUGUGGUCGAAAAUGCCGAGAAAAUCCUGGGGUACCUCAACUCCAACGUCCUGAGCCGAGACCUCAUCCCACCCCACGUCAACUUCUCCCACCUGACCACCAAGGACUACACGGAGAUGUACAAUGUCAUCAUGACCGUCAAGGAGGACCGCUUCUCCACGCUGGGCCUCAACCCCUGCCUUCUGGAGGACGAGCUCAACAAGUCCGUGCAGGGCACCGGCCUGGCCUUCAUCGCCUUCACGGAGGCCAUGACCCACUUCCCCGCCUCCCCGUUCUGGUCGGUCAUGUUCUUCUUGAUGCUCAUCAACCUGGGGCUGGGAAGCAUGAUCGGGACCAUGGCGGGCAUCACCACGCCCAUCAUCGACACCUUCAAGGUGCCCAGGGAGAUGUUCACAGUGGGCUGCUGCAUCUUCGCAUUCUUCGUGGGGCUACUGUUUGUCCAGCGCUCCGGGAACUACUUUGUCACUAUGUUCGAUGACUACUCGGCCACCCUGCCGCUCACGGUCAUCGUCAUCCUGGAGAACGUUGCUGUGGCCUGGAUCUACGGCACCAAGAAGUUCAUGCAGGAGCUGACGGAGAUGCUGGGCUUCCGGCCCUACCGCUUCUAUUUCUACAUGUGGAAGUUUGUGUCGCCACUGUGCAUGGCCGUGCUCACCACAGCCAGCAUAAUCCAGCUGGGGGUCACGCCGCCCGGCUACAGCGCCUGGAUCAAGGAAGAGGCUGCGGAGCGCUACCUGUCCUUCCCGGGCUGGGCCAUGGCCCUCCUGGUCACCCUCAUUGUCGUGGCCACCCUGCCCAUCCCUGUGGUGUUCGUCCUGCGGCAUUUCCACCUGCUCUCGGACGGCUCCAACACCCUGUCCGUGUCCUACAAGAAGGGCCGUAUGAUGAAGGACCUGUCCAACCUGGAGGAGAAUGAUGAGACCCGCUUCAUCCUCAGCAAGGUGCCCAGUGAGGCACCCUCCCCCAUGCCCACUCACCGCUCCUACCUGGGGCCCGGCAGCACGUCGCCCCUGGACACCAGCGGCAACCCCAACGGACGUUAUGGGAGCGGCUACCUCCUGGCCAGCACCCCAGAAUCAGAGCUGUGACCACUGUCCCCACCUGGCCUGCCUCUCCACCCCCACCCACCCCACCCACUUGGCCUGGCCUGGUCUCUCCCUCUUGGCAGCCGCCAGACUCUGCCCAAGCCCUCUGCCCAGGAAGAGCAGGUCAGCCCUGCCACACCCUCACCCAGCCCCAGCUGACUUCUGGGAGGCUAGGAGCACCUCUGCCCCCUAGGGCAGCCCCCACCCCAUCCAGCCCUCUGUAGCCAUGUAAUGGGAGCAGUCCUGACUCCCAGUUAGGAAAGAUCCGUAGCCCUCUCUCUGCCCCUCCUGUUCUCAGGUCCUGGGGCUUCCCCUGGACUUCCUGGUGAAGGGGUUGGGGUGACUGUACCCUGGAAGCAGCCCUCCCCGCCCUGCCCCCCAAGGGUGCCGGCUGUAAGUCAGGGAGGGGUGGGGUGGGGCCAGGGGCCUGGGCUCUGUUCUUUGGGGCAGAAUGGGCCCUCUGGCCAGCACAAGCCUUGGCCCAGCAGGGGUGAGGGGUCCCUCAGCCCCUGUCUGAGUGGGCUUCUGCCUCCUGCCUCCUGCCUAGGAGGCCAGUGACUAGUCCAGCAUUUUCCCCAUGUCCAUUAGCGCAUGACCACCUCCUGCCCCCGGCUGCCAGCCUGACGCCCACGGUGGGUGUGAGAAGAGGGGACAGUGCACUGAGAGGUUUCCAGAGCACAAUGUUUGGUUCGAGCACAAUUGUGAAGCACACUUCCUCCCACCCCCUAACCGGGGGCCACAUAUUCUCUCUAGUGGCAGCUUCUCCCCUACCGGGGCCCCCCCACAAUGUCACUGCCCUUUGGGCCUCCACCCCGCCUCCUCAUGACACAGCUACAGCUACCUGGUGUGCAGUCCAUGUGCACAGACCCCUUGGAAGCCUUGGCCGAGCCUCCCUGGGCCAGGUGGGAGCAUCAGUCGGAGUGCUGUAGACUGGGGGCUGCUGCAGGGAGGAGCACCCCACAGCAUCAUCCCGCCCUUCCUCAUCGACUGCCCUCAGAGUUGCAGGCUGGAGAGGCCCCACUGGGGAUGGAUGGAUGGACGAGUGGAGAGAGGGAAGGAUGGACGGAGUAAGGGGACAUGGGAGAUUGGUUGAGGCACCAAGCCUCCAUCUGAGAGCCGUGGUUGACAAGGCAAGAAUAGGUCACAGGGGGCAGACCCACCUCCACGGAGGGUCCUUGGUUACUGGGAGGGUCAACGAGGCCCAGGGCCCCCUCUUCACCCUAUGGUCCCCUGGUCUACCCAAUACCCAGCCUCUUUUCCAUCCACCACCACCACCACACUCACCCCUCCCUGUGCUUUCUCCCCCUUCCUGCCCCUCCCACCCCCUUCUGCUGUUUCUGGGUGUGUGAGGGGCGAGGGGUGGCCCCAUAUCUCCCUAGAGAGACAAGCUGGGAGGUGCAACACCCCAUGCUAGGCCCCCUCGCCUGACAACACUUCCCAGCCCCAGGCAGGAUUCGCCCCAGGAGAGACUCCACUUGGCUUACUCUCCUUCGUAGCCUAUUUCUAUUGUAUAUUCAAUCUGUACAUGUGGGUGUAAAUGCUGUUAAAUGACAAACCCAAUAUUAUACCGUGGCUGGUGGACUAUUUUCAUCCUCAGUGCUGUACAGAUCUAUUUUCAUUGUACAUUUGAUAUAUUUUUAAUUUUGUAGCGUGCGACCGGGCUGAGGGCGGGGGCUUGGUAGCAGGGAUGCCUGGCUGUGCACGUUCGUCUGGGGGCCCAAGCCCGGCGCGCACGCCCAUGGCGGGUGUGGAUCCAUGACCCCCAGUGUCCACUGCGCCCUGAGCCCUCCCGGCCUCCCCCAGCCCAGCUCCUGCAGACAAGGGCUCAGUGGGGGCUGGGAAAGCCCCUGCCAAAGACAGGCACGAGUUUCUGGCUGGUGACUCAUUGCCUUCACACCGUGGGGUUUGUCAGCAACUGGAAAGGAGGGCCUUGGGGGGCGGAACAUCCCCCGGAUUUGUUUUUCCACAGGCCUCUUGGCAUUCCCACUGGCGUUGCAAGCCUUCUUCGGGAGGAAGUGUAAGGGGGGAGACUGCCCCCGGAAGGCAUCUCAGUGCCUCUACUCCAGUGUUUGUCCAAGGGAGCAGCUGCCCCAUCCCCACUAGCCCGGACACCUCUCUGCCCUCCCCGAGGGGCUGGCAGCCAGCAGGGGCAAGGCCAGAGGGGCCCAGGCAGGUGGUCCCCUGAUAAGGGGAGAUCCAGCCCCAGACUCCCUGGAGGAGAGGAAGGGGCCCUGCCCCUGUGCAGGAACCCACCCCUGGCUUUAGCGCUGUGGAUGAAGUGCCCACUAGGAGACAAGAAGGCAGAAUGGGCAGGACCCGGGGGCUGGGAGUCAGGGAGAUGGGGGCCGUUGGCCCUUGCCCGCCCUCAGUCCCCAUGGUCAGCUUCUUGAAUAGGGGGCACUCUACCCUCCACUGAGGCCAGGGGAGGCCCAGGUGGCACACACAAGUUGAUGCCAAGCUACAACAGCGUCUGCCCUCCACUCGAAACUGUCACAACAGAAGCAGCCCCCCGCCUCCCCCCAGGAACCAACCAGAGGCAGUGAGGCGAGGCCAGCCGCUGGGGGCCCCCAGACCCUGCACAGGGCUGCAGUAUUACAGGGUGUGAGGCCCACCCUCCCCACUGUGGAGGAGCGAUGGGCACGUUAGAGGGCACCCUGCUCCCCGAGUGUCCCCCUGAAAUGUGGGGUCUGCUGCUCUUUGGCAGUGGGCUGAGGAGGGGGGUCUCAGCAUCCCUGCUCAUCGCGCGUGCUGCUUUGUACAGACCUGAGCACACACCCUGCGCUGCCAGACCCAUCCAAGCCCAUGUGUCCCUCGAGGGUGGUUACCCUGGGCCACGGCUUCUCAGCCCAGGGAGGGGACAUGGUGGCAUCAUCAUUCCGCUCCCCCUCACCGUGGUGUACAAUAAAGUGUCUGUUCUUACCAA
Messenger RNA from Echinops telfairi (small Madagascar hedgehog), 5478 nucleotides. RefSeq names its product solute carrier family 6 member 17 (gene SLC6A17). The coding region runs from base 378 to 2558 and encodes 726 amino acids. The transcript is spliced from 12 exons. Gene Ontology annotation, biological process: alanine transport; sodium ion transmembrane transport; proline transport. The record is from RefSeq and is a predicted model, not a curated record. NCBI's taxonomy places the organism in Eukaryota, Metazoa, Chordata, Mammalia, Afrosoricida, Tenrecidae. Gene Ontology annotation, cellular component: synaptic vesicle; plasma membrane.